UGGCCUCGGCCUAUCACUGAAGACAUGCCCAAUGUCCCAGGGCUGGGGCUGUCCCAUUGCCUCCAGCUGUCCUGCUCCCACCUGCAGUUGGAAUACACACUGGCUGAUCCACCAUGGGAAGCCUCCACUGCUCCCAGCCCCCAGACAUUGUUUGUACUGAGAGAUGCUUUUUACUACUCAGUAUUAUGUAGAUCUAGAGAGAAAUACCUGUAAAAGAAACAUAUUUAUGCACUCAUCGGAUCCACAUCAGUGGACUCUAUACUAGGAAAAUCUAACCAGUUCAUGUAAUAUGAAAUCAUGAGUUGUGCAAUUAAGUGGAUUUGGUAAGAUUCAGGAGGGAAGUGAUGAACAUUGCAACUUGCAACACUUCCGAUGGUACAACAGUUCCCCAAAACACAGCAGCAAGGGAGGCAGCCCUAUUUAUAGCUAUACAACCAUUUAAAAUACGAGUCUUUCCAUCCUCUCUGAGUCUGAAGACUAUGAUGGAAAGAUAAGUGAGAUAAAGGAGUUUUGAAAUAGAAGGAUGAAGAGAUGGCUUCUCCUCUUACACUCAUCUUCGUGACUCAGUGGAUAUUACUGACCACCCAGCUAUGUGUUGGCUGGCACUGCAUAGACUGUGUGAAUGGAUCAGCCAUUGAAAACUUCUCCUGUGUGAUUUACAACAUUUCCUUCAUGAACUGCACUUGGCAGGCAGGCAGGGCUGCUCCAGGAGAUACCCAGUAUUUUCUCUACUGGCAGAACUCGAGAUAUGACAAUACAAUGGAAUGUGAGAUUUACAUUAAAGAUGAAAAUGGCAGAAAUGUGGGAUGUAGAUUCCAAAACGUGAGGAUAGAUACUGAAAAAGCGUACUUCCUGGUGAAUGGGUCUAGCAAAGACUCUCUGAUUCAGUUCUAUGAUGAAUACAUUCAAUUGUAUAAAAUUGAAAAGCUCAUGCCUCCAUCAAAUAUUACUGUCCACUGUGAAGAAAUCCAAAAUGAUUGCAUAAUUCAAUGGCAACCACCCCAAAUAAAUCAUUCUAACAAAGACAAGUGUUUUAAAUAUGAAAUCAACAUCAAGUAUAAGGGUAAUCCUGAGGGAAACUCCAAAUAUAUUUCCAUACAGGAGGGGGGGAAUAGUCACACAUUUCGAAGAUCGAAUAUGAGGAAGAAGUAUUACCUGAAAAUGAGAGCAGCUGGCAGUGCCUGCUUUGUGAGCCCAGCCUGGGGGGAGUGGAGUGCACCUGUUGAGUUUGGAAAAGAAGACAUUAUUUCUUUUUCAGCAUGGAUUUUACUUGUGGUAGCAGUUGCAACACUCUUAGUGGCAAUCUUCACAAUUUUGUUCUGCAAAAGGACUGGCUAUUGGAAAGCAGCAUUUCCAAAAAUACCACAGCCAAAAAAAUUGUUUUGUGGACUGACUGACACAUACCCAGAGCUGAUGGAGAGCAAAAUUCAGUCAAUAAUAUCUGAAAAUGAAGAUAUUAUAUUAAUUGUCGAUGUAGUAAAAUAAGCAAGAAAACCAGAGGAAUUUGAAAUUCCUCUUCUUAAUUCUUAAUUCAGGCAACUGUAUAUUCCUGUGGCAAGUCCGCAACAAUACAUAGGCUUUUUUCACUUUCCUCCUUUUCUUGGCACAAAGAAUAGUGUAGCUGAGAGAGAAUGAUAUCUUACCUGUGAUUUUUUAAAAUAUCAGUGUAUUUGUAUUUAAGUUUGGCCAACUUUAGCUGUUCGUGCAACUUGUCCUUAUUGGAUAUCUUCCAUUUUGUGAAUAUGUUUGGUUGAAAUAUUUCAGUUAAGAAAUUUUAGUUACAUUUUAAUUUGUUUAAGGAAAAAUGAGUUUGUCCCAUAUUAAAAAAAAAAAA
This is a messenger RNA of Cuculus canorus (common cuckoo), 1834 nucleotides long. RefSeq names its product granulocyte-macrophage colony-stimulating factor receptor subunit alpha. Gene Ontology annotation, molecular function: protein binding; cytokine receptor activity. The record is from RefSeq and is a predicted model, not a curated record. Gene Ontology annotation, cellular component: external side of plasma membrane; membrane. Lineage: Eukaryota; Metazoa; Chordata; Aves; Cuculiformes; Cuculidae. The transcript is spliced from 10 exons. Gene Ontology annotation, biological process: cytokine-mediated signaling pathway. Bases 532 to 1485 code for a protein of 317 amino acids.